UUAAUUCCGAUUUCUGAAGGUGGAAGUGUUUGAUGAAAUUGACACUGGCGGGAUUCAUUUCGCAGGCGAGGCGGGGAAGUGGCUGCUGAGCGAAUGCGGAUUCCCCUUUCAGAUAUUUGCAACGUGGUUGUGUUAUUUUAAACUGGUAUGCGAGAGCGGGUUUCCAGUAGGCGCAUCGGUGCUUUUUUUCGGUCGUGCUUCCAUUCCAACCUCUGCAAUGCCCGUGUAGAGUGGAGAGAUCACCCCCUCGGAUCGGGGCUGGAAUGGAGACUGCCUUCGGACUGGGAUAGAGAGGGAGGGAGGGGAGUCAAGGAACGAAUGUGCCCGAGGUUGCUCGCAGUUACUUUGUGAAAUUGACAAUGAGCGGGGUGGUUACAGCGGGUAAACAUUGGGCCCCAUUGAAGAGAAGGCAGGAAAUGGUAACGGCGAAGGCACGGUGUGAUGUUGCAGUCUGCUGCUAGAACAAACAUGUUCAAGAACGGACCGAAACAAACCGACCACGGCAAUGGACUCGAUCUGCAUCGUGAGGACCAUCAAAGAAGCCAGUGAGACCUUUUUGCCAAAUGGCACAGUUAGCUUUAAGGAAUCGUCCAAGUCUACCAUCGGGAUUUUGGGAAGUGGCGAUUUUGCCAAAUCAUUGGCAAUCAGGUUUAUACGGUCUGGAUACUCUGUUGUAAUAGGAAGCAGAAAUCCCAAACGAGCAGUUGGGUACUUCCCUCCUCUUGCUGAAAUCAUGCACCAUGAGGAUGCUGUUAUAAAAACCGAUCUCAUAUUUGUUGCCGUACAUCGCGAGCACUAUGCUUCCCUGUGGGACCUCAAGCCCUUGCUGGUAGGCAAAAUUCUUGUGGAUGUGAGCAACAACAUGCGAAUAAACCAGUAUCCAGAAGCCAAUGCAGAAUAUCUUGCUUCACUGUUCCCAGAUUCGACGGUGGUAAAAGGCUUUAAUGUAAUAUCUGCCUGGGCACUUCAGUUUGGCCCAAGAAAUGCGAACCGACAGAUAUACAUUUGCAGUAACGUGGUGGAAGCCCGACAAACUGAUAAUUGAACUUGCCCGGCAGUUGGGUUUUAUUCUGUUGAUAUGGGAAUGUUGUCUUCAGCAAAGGAGAUAGAAAAUAUGCCUCUGUAUCUCUUUACCCAUUGGAGAGGUCCUGUGCUUGUGGCAAGCCUAGCCAUAUUUUUCUACAUCUACUCAUUCAUUCGUGAUAUUGUGCAUCCCUAUGUGAAGAACAAACAAAGUGACUUCUAUAAAAUUCCAAUUGAAAUAGUGAACAAGACUUUGCCUGUUGUUGCUAUUACCCUCCUUUCACUCGUGUACCUGGCUGGAUUGCUAGCAGCUGCUCUCCAGUUAUAUUCUGGAACUAAGUAUCGCCGGUUUCCCGUCUGGCUUGAACAUUGGCUACAGUGUCGGAAGCAGCUUGGGCUAUUGAGCUUCUUUUUUGCCUCUGUUCAUGCAGUUUACAGCCUUUGCCUUCCAAUGCGACGUUCGGAACGAUAUUUCUACCUCAACAUGGCUUAUCAGCAGGUUCAUGUCAAUAUUGAAAAUUCCUGGAAUGAAGAGGAGGUGUGGAGAAUGGAAAUGUACAUUUCUUUUGGGAUAAUGAGUCUGGGCUUACUGUCACUGCUAGCAGUUACAUCAAUACCUUCAGUCAGUAAUUCAGUGAAUUGGAGGGAGUUCAGCUUUAUUCACGUACGUUUCUCUUUCAUUAUUAAUGAUGUGCAGCACUGAUGUUCAAAGCUCCACUUUGGUUAUUUUUAGAUUGUUUAAUGGAUUUGAUUAGAAUGGAAAUGUACAAAAAUAGUUCAAAAAGCUUUCAUUUGCUGCAAGCAGCAAUUCAUUGUUACCAACAGACCAAAGCCAAUAAAUCUAAUAGUAUAUGUCUGCCAGAUUCAGCUGAUGGCAGAUGAUGAGAGGAGUAAAAGGUGAAAAAUUUA
Molecule: messenger RNA, 1932 nt
Organism: Amblyraja radiata (thorny skate)
Lineage: Eukaryota; Metazoa; Chordata; Chondrichthyes; Rajiformes; Rajidae
Product: metalloreductase STEAP2
Biological process (GO): copper ion import
Cellular component (GO): endosome; plasma membrane
Molecular function (GO): cupric reductase (NADH) activity; ferric-chelate reductase (NADPH) activity
Source: RefSeq, a predicted model, not a curated record